Messenger RNA from Lasiodiplodia theobromae, 945 nucleotides. RefSeq lists its product as uncharacterized. The transcript has a single exon. The record is from RefSeq and is a predicted model, not a curated record. NCBI's taxonomy places the organism in Eukaryota, Fungi, Ascomycota, Dothideomycetes, Botryosphaeriales, Botryosphaeriaceae. The coding region runs from base 1 to 945 and encodes 314 amino acids.
AUGACACACAUCGCUACUUCCGUCGAACAUUUCAUGGUCGAGCAAGAAGACGUAUUCGUAAACUUGAACGACGCCAAAGAUGAAUCCUACGACGAAAACUCAAUUUUCGAUAUCGGACUCAACCCAAAAGGGGACGACGGCAGCUCAUUCCGUACGCAAAACGACCCGGCUGCACCCUACCAAAGGAGGAACGUGACCGAGCGCAAGGGUACCAUCGAUAUCCGUUGCACUUGCCUGGACGUCAUCCACGGACUACUCUCUCCGGAUAACUACGAAGACCGUGCCACACUGAUCGUGCUCAUGUUCAAUUUCGACAGCCGCAAGCGCGCGCGGCGCAUUGCGAGCGCCAACAUCUCGCUGCAGUUCUUCAGCGAGCAGCCCGGUCAAGGCGAUCCGGAGGUGUAUAGGAUCGCGCCCUUCGAGAGCAUGGCGAUAGUGCCGACGACGGCGCUGGAGGAGAAGAAGCGGUGGGCGGACUUCAAGCUCGGAGCGCCGCCGCUUGCAGGGUUUCAAGCUGGCACGGAGCUGGGCUGGGAGAGGACGGUCAUCUCGGAGAUGACGAACGCAACGAGGAUCAUUGGGACGAUUGACCUUAGGGGGCGGAAUUACGGCGAGCCGAACAGCGUGUCGUGGACGCUGCUUGAGAAUGAGGCACAACAGACUGGGGUUCCAACGGCUUUGCGCACGGCGAUUCUGCUGAAGAGAAGGAAUGAUGUAAAGUUUCAGUGCACUGUGAAGCUGGAUGUUAAAGUUGACUUCAGAAGCAAACUUGAAAGGAUGAUUGGAGGAAAGCCCAAGGACGACCCGGUUUUAUUUGAUCCUGACAUGGACCCCACAAACAGGCUUGAAGCAUACGAUAUUCUCAAUUUGGAAACAGUUGACUUGGAGAGAAUCUCGGGCAUCACUCUUGUAAAAUACUAUGACGGGGAUGUCAAGCAUAUUUGA